This is a messenger RNA of Dromiciops gliroides (monito del monte), 852 nucleotides long. RefSeq lists its product as uncharacterized. NCBI's taxonomy places the organism in Eukaryota, Metazoa, Chordata, Mammalia, Microbiotheria, Microbiotheriidae. Bases 76 to 852 code for a protein of 258 amino acids. The transcript has a single exon. The record is from RefSeq and is a predicted model, not a curated record.
GCCUCGGGCUCCGAGCGGACUGCGCUCGCCAGACCUUGUCACUGUGGCGCAGGAGUCACAUGAAGAAGGCAGCCUAUGGCGGCGCGGGGGCGUGGUUGCCGCAGGAGGCGGAGCACCGGCAGGGACCCCGGCAAAGGCUCGGGCUCGGCCUCGGCUCCCGGCUCCGGCUCCGACACAGGCCCCAUCGCGCUCCCGCUCCCGCUCCCGCUCCCUCUCCCAGUGCCAGCAGCGAUGGCGGCGGUCCUGGGGCCCAGCGCCCUGGCUCGGCUCCGCUGGGGCUCGGCGUUCUGCUCCAUCGCGGCCGGAGGCUUGGGCGCCUUCGCGGCCGCCUUCGCCAAGCUGGCCCUGAAGCCGACGUCCCGGGGCCCGGAGGAGGAGGAGGAGCAGGAGCUCCCUUACCCGCCCGCCAUGCAGGCCUGGGUAAGAGCCGGAGCCGGGCCAGCAGGCGGGGUGGGCGGGCGAGCGGCUCUGCUGGAGGUGCUUCUGGCCAGCCGGGGAGCAGCUGCGCCCGCUGUCCAGGGUGCUGCCCUGGAGGGGAGGGGGCAGGAGCCCCGACGGAGCAGACGUCUAAUGGCGCACCGCGUCUGGGGAGGGGGCGCCCUCUGCAGUGCCCCUCGGAGUGCGACUGCGGGGUGGGGAGGGGGCUGGGACGGACCCCUCUGCAGCGCCCCCUGGGAGCGGGACUGCGGGGUGGGGAGGGGGCCGGGGCGAGCCCCUCUGCAGCGCCCCCUGGGAGCGGGACUGCGGGGUGGGGAGGGGCUGAGUCAGACACUCCUUUCCCCUGGGAGAGGGAUUGUGGAGAAGGUGUCGCUCCCCUCUGCAGCGCCCCCUAGGAGUAGUACUGCCGGUUGA